AUGUCCAACAGCAGCUCCAUCACUGAGUUCCUCCUCCUGGUAUUCACAACCACACGGGAACUGCAGCUCGUGCACGUCUGGCUCUUCCUGGGCAUCUACCUGGCUGCUCUCCUGGGCAAUGGCCUCAUCAUCACUGCCAUCGCCUGCGACCACCACCUCCACACCCCCAUGUACUUCUUCCUCCUCAACCUCUCCCUCCUCGACCUGGGCUCCAUCUCCACGUCUGUUCCCAAAUCCAUGGCCAUUUCCCUCUGGGACACCAGGGCCAUCUCCUACACAGGAUGUGCUGCACAGGUCUUUUCUCUUACCUUUUUGAUAGUAGCAGAGUAUUCUCUCCUCACUGUCAUGUCCUAUGACCGCUACGUUGCCAUCUGCAAACCCCUGCACUACGGGACCCUGCUGGGCACCAGAGCUUGUGUCCACAUGGCAGCAGCUGCCUGGGGCAGUGGGUUUCUCAAUGCUGUGCUGCACACGGCCAAUACAUUUUCUAUACCACUCUGCCACGGCAAUAAACUGGACCAAUUCUUCUGUGAAAUCCCCCAGAUCCUCAAGCUCUCCUGCUCAGAUGCCGACCUCAGGGAAGCUGGGCUUCUUGUAGUUGCUGUCUGCUUAGCACUUGGUUGUUUUAUUUCCAUUGUGCUGUCCUACAUGCAGAUCUUCAGGGCCGUGCUGAGGAUCCCCUCUGAGCAGCCCCCCUCCAUCUCCUCCCCAUCCCUGGACCUGGUGGUGGCAGUUCUGUAUUUGGUGGUGCCUCCAGCAGUGAACCCCCUCAUCUACAGCAUGAGGAACCAGGAGCUCAAGGAGGCCGUUAGGAAAGUGAUUUCAUGGAAGUUUUUCAGUCGUGAUAAACCUCCCAUCUUGUCCCGUCCCACUCAGGGG
This is a messenger RNA of Balearica regulorum gibbericeps (East African grey crowned-crane), 879 nucleotides long. The record is from RefSeq and is a predicted model, not a curated record. Lineage: Eukaryota; Metazoa; Chordata; Aves; Gruiformes; Gruidae.